Monomorium pharaonis (pharaoh ant) is the source of this 2853-nucleotide messenger RNA. RefSeq lists its product as uncharacterized. The coding region runs from base 2018 to 2500 and encodes 160 amino acids. Gene Ontology annotation, biological process: sensory perception of taste. The transcript is spliced from 4 exons. The record is from RefSeq and is a predicted model, not a curated record. NCBI's taxonomy places the organism in Eukaryota, Metazoa, Arthropoda, Insecta, Hymenoptera, Formicidae. Gene Ontology annotation, cellular component: membrane.
UAUAACUUGUAUUUUAAAGCAAAUUUUUUCACGAACAAGGAUAAAUAAUGACUCUGCAUUAUCGAUCUCAAUCAAGUUUGAUGGGCAGUUUAGCAUCCUCUUAAAGGGGGUAAACACUUCUGCGAAACAAAUCGGUUCUUUCUUUUCCAGACAAACAUCUUCGAAACUAUAAAAAAUUAAAAAAAUUUUUUCAACAAAAGUCAAACGUUUUUAAAAGUACUUUAAAGUUAUAGAGAAAACGUAAUUUUUUUUGUUUAACAAAAUAUUGUUCCCUUUAUUCCAUUUUUUAUAAGAUUACUUUGAAGUAAUCUUAUUUUAAGAUUACUUAAUAUUUUUUAAGAUUACUUUGAAGUAAUCUUAAAAUCAUUCAACUUGUGUUCAAAAUUUUUUUCUAUCUUUUAUAGUUUCAAAAAUAUUUGCCUAAAAAGGAAAAAACUAAUUUUUUCAAAAAAGUGUUUUACUCCCUCAAAAUGUAGUUUUACAAAAAUAAAAAAUAGUUUCGUGUUAGAAAAAAACUACUCUACCUACACACAAUUUUUCAGAAUUUUCUAAAUUUUCGAGAUUUGCCUAAUCUCCUUUGUUAGAAACCAAUUUAUUAAUAUUUGGUAUAUAAUUUGCUUAAAAAAUUGAGAGACCAAAAACGGGUUAAAAAGGUGGCUUUUUGGGAUCAUACCAAAGUAAAACUAAAUUAAACGUACAUCAAACUAUAACUUUUUUAAUAGUUUCUUAAAUAUUUUUAAAAGUAUAGAUGUAAACAGUAUAAUUAUUUUACAAAUAACAAUUUCAUUUUUUAUUUUUUAUUUUUAUAAAUAGAUAUACAGGAAUGAAAUUUGGUCAAGUCAAUAAACAUCUUCAGAACUUAAUAAAAAAUAAUAAACUUGUAACAAGACGUGCUUUGAAAGAUCCUGUGAUAUAUCCCAAACACAAAUUUUCCAAAUCAUUAAGCAAUAAAUAUAUGUGGAUCAUUAUGUAAGAAAAUUUACAUAAGUUUUUAUUAACUGCAGUAAUAUUAAAGAAAAGGCAUCGAAUUUGGAACACCACUUCAUUUUUGGACUAUAUUUCUUAAAUAAUGGUCAGAAAAACAUUUUUGAAAAUACUGAUUUAAAUUAGAAAGUAUUUUCUAUCAAAUAAUAUAGUAAUUUUUAUAAUACUGUUUCGUAUUUUUUAAAUAAUUAUUAUUUUUGUGAUACAUGUCAAAAAGGCAUCUGACAAAAUGGGCGCCUAAUUUGAAAGCCGUAUACGAUCGAAGUAUUAAUGUUACAUUUUAUUUAUACAUUUUACCUAAAUUACGUAGUUCUAUAGACUCUAUGUUACUCCGUUAGAUUCCCUUAAGAAGCAUUUUUAACAGGCACGCUUUUCUCAACUCGUCUAUUGUCUUUCAUAAAAUCUCGUCUAAAAACAUUUAGGUUAUUAUACAUAUAGAUUAUAUAUCAAAGUUACGGUCACGGCAUAGUAACAGUUAUCAUUACUAGACUUCUGAUCUCACGAAGUGUUCCAAUUUACAACUUUAUGUUUACAACUGCACUACAAAAUAAAUAUAAAAGAAAAAAAUAAAAAAAAAUUUUUAGGAAACUACAAACAUAUGAAAUAAUGGUAAUGUUAUUGAUAAUACUCACUAUUGUUUAAACUGUGCAAUUUACAAGAGACAAUUGUGCAAAUAAAAUUCUCGCUUCUGAUGAAUUCAUUUGUAGCAGAUUUUAUGUAAAAAAGAGCAUGAAUGUAUGAAAUAUGAGUUUUUAUCUCUUUAAUUGACAAAACGGAUCAUGUUUUUAUCGGUAUUCGUACGGUGCAAUGUUUAGUUUUCGAGAUAUAAGGGGGUUCCAAUUUAGAAAAUUGUUCUAAAUUUGAUGCUUUUUCUCUAUUAAAAAAUUUAACUUAUAGAAAUAGAAACUCUUAAUUGUCUAUUACUUAUACUUAAUUAUUAAGAUUCUUAAAUUGUAGUUAAGUAAUUAAAUUUGGAAAAAAUCUUGAAUAUUUUUAUUUACAUUUUAAAAAUAUAUAAAACUUCACGUUUAAUAUGUAUAUCUCUAGACAUCUUCAUUUAGAAUUACGCAAAAUAUUUUGUGAAAUAGACACAAUAUUUGGAAAACAAAUGACUUUCAACAUGGCAUGCUAUUUUGCUUGGACAGCAAUUGAUUUGCGCGAAAUUCUUUAUGCAAUUCUUAUAAAUAAUUAUGUGAAAUCCAGAUUAAUAUACGCUAUUCAUUAUUUUCUCUGGGUAUCUCAUAACAUAUUCAAAUUCUUACUCAUUAAUUGCAUGUGCGAAACAGUCACCACCAAGGCAAAUGCAACAGCAGAUUUAUUAAACAGAUUAUCGUAUUUUACUUACGAUGUUGAAAUUCUUGAAAUCAUUUCACAAUUUUCAUUACAAACAAUCUAUGCACCACUUAAAUUCUACGGAAUCGGAUUUUUCCAAUUUGGUUACAAAUUUCUUUACGGAAUUGUUACGUCUAUUGCGACUGUUUUAGUGAUAAUAAUACAAGCAUACACAAAUAAAUAAAUACCUUUAUCAAAAAGAGAGACUUCAUACAAUUAAAUACGCAAGUUCAUACACGAGUUAAAUAAAAAUCCAUAUAUAUGUUUCUUAUAAAAUGCAAUACACAUUGUUUUCUAGAUUUAAUGUUAUAUACAUAUUAAUAUUAAAAAAAAACAAUCGACAAAAAUUACUAAGUAGGUUUUAUGCAAUAAAAUAUAAAUAAUAAAUGUUUCUUUAUUGUAAUUCUAUGUCAAUUUCACUUGUCUUUUUUAUCUUCAUUAUUUUUUAUAUGUAAUUUUUUAAUUACGAUACAAAUUAUAAAAAGUAAUCGAAAUAUGUUAUAUAUUAAUGUUCUGAUAUAAUAGUUUAAUAUACCU